AUGUCGUCUUCUCAGCCGGCACGCAGGGUAGCGUCGGCCGCGCAAGACACGUCUCUCAGUUGUCCGUGCGUGUCCCGUGGCGACUCCGGUUUGUGGAAGACUGACAGCCUUCUCACAGGGGCCGCUGUGCACUCCUCAGCCCCGUUUUCUCAGUCAACCUGUUCAGCGUGUUGUGUGCAGUCCUACCCAGAGUCCAAUCAGUCUGACUUCCUGCCUGCGGCGUCCCUACCCCUUGGCUCUCUCCCCUCUCAGUUUGUUUCGGCAUCUGGCGGGUCUCCCAUGCACAAAGUAUCCAGCCUCAGUCAAGCUCAGAGGGGCGCUUCCUGCUCUCCUUCGUGGGGGCCGUGGCGCAGUUGCCGAUGCCUUUCUGUCAUGCGGAAGCUCCUUCAGACAGUUCCGUUACGCCACAUCUCUUUUGACUUGGAAAAAGAAGAGUGCUUUUUUUUAACAGGGAAGAAGCAGUCCUCCGGGCGGAGGAGAUCGCGAGGCGGGGGCUCCUUGAAGGCGGAGGUCGCUGCAGGAGAAAAAACCGGCAGCAGCCGCCGUGGCGAAGCGCCGGAGGCUCAACCGCCGGCUGGCGAGGCGACAGCAGGGCAUGGACACCCCGAUAACCCGCAUGCAGGCAAUUUCGAGUCUCGCGGGCUCUGGAGACUGCCAUAUCUCAUUCCGUUUGACUGCCUCGCUUUCACGCCUCUCUGCGCGCGUCCUGUGUGCACAUGCGCUUCAGACGCGGCUGGCGCGACUGCGCGCAACCGUGGAGAUGAGUCACACUCCGCAUCUUCGUUUGCUUCUCCUCCGACCCCUUCGUCCAGUCGAGUCUGUCCUUCGGGCUCUCCCUCCCCCUCCCCUCCUCACACUGCGCCGGGCUCGCGCGAGGACGCCUUGCCUCCGGCUCCUGCCUCAUCUUCAGAUGCCGGGCGAGCUCUUCAGGCUCAGUCUUCUUCGUCUGUCGCUCGCUCUUCUUCCGCCUCCCUGCAAGGCGCGUGCACGUCGUCCUCAGACGCUUCUCCUGCCUCUGGAGCCGCCUCCAGCCAUGGCGAGAGCGCGCCUCGCGUCUGUGCCGCGUGCGGUCUGCCAGACCUUCGGGACUGGUAUCCGUGUUACUAUCCGCUGAAUUCUGAGUGCGUCGGAGGCCGCUCUUUGUCGCGCGCGUCUGCAAGGGGCGACGCGCGCGGGAAGGACGAAGAUGAAGCUACCGACAACGGCGCACUCGGUGCGUUUGUCAAUGACGUUUUCGCGAGAGGGCAGCUGCGCGCGAGAGCUGGGGCCGAUGCGCUUCCUGGCUCAGGCACAGCCGAGCACGUCCAGGGGUGGCGCUCCCACGUCUCGCGGGGGGAAGAGGACGGCGGCGGGUCCGAGCCCCGCGAGGAGGAGGACUGGAAAGGGAAGAUCAUGGUGACGCCGAGCUGGGCGUACGCGUUUGAGAACUUCCCCACCGUGUUCGCGUGUCGAGAGCGAAAAAAGAAAGAUAAGAGCGGAGCCGUUGCGUGGAGAAUCACGCUUCUCAUCGAGUGUCUGGCGAGACCGGGCAGCUUCACGCCGCGCCUCCGGUCGACCGUGCAAGCUUCCUCGUUCGCCAGCGCCCUUCGCCAGGUCACCAAGCCGCGGCGCGGGGGUCACUUCCUUGCGGCAGCUGCCUUUGCCAAACGCUUCUUUCGGGAACAGGAAGGAGCUCUCUCCUCGCCUGAGAGGGAAACCCAGGCCGGGGAGGCCUGCGCGCCCUCUCGCUGCACGAAGCAGGCAGAAAGCCCCGAGGACGACGCCCGCGCCCAUCGCGCAGGCGACGAGGCUGCAAGCUGUGCAGAGCGAGAGAAGGAGACGCGAGGAGCUGGCACGCGGGACGCAUGCGCCGGCGGCACUGGCGUCAAGGCUGGCCCCCCCAGAACGAGGAGAGAGGCCGAAGCUGCUGUCCUCGCCGCGGCCAAGACGGCGAAGAAAGAAGUGCUCCUGCAGAACUUCCUGGAGUGGCAGUGCGACGACCCCUCUGCGUUGUUUCCUGUGCGCCUGCUUGUCUUCGCCUUGGGGCCCAAGGCCCCAGAGCAAGACAAACGCCCAGGGGACGCGGGGGGGACGGCGCCCGCCGCGACAGGAAAUCCCCGCGAGCCGUCACGGAACUCGAUCGGCUGGGCUCAGCCGUUUCGCGUGUGGUCUUCGGAACCUGACGGGUUCCUCUAUUCUCCGCCCGCCAAGGGUCGGCCGCCCUCGCCCGCGGCCCGCGAGGUCGGAGCACGACACCCAGGGGCGAGAGGUAGCGCCCAACGAAGCCCGACGCACGGACCUCGUCCUUCGCAUGCGGCGGAGAACAGGGCGUCUCCGGCGACAGACACAGAGGAAACAAACCACUCAGGCGUGACCUCCGGUGGAGAACAAGCAGCAGUCAGUGGCGAGGAACUCUUCGUCUCACAAAGAAAAGAGCGGGAGGAUCCUGCAGCCACUCAGGAGGAAGCCUCGACAGGCCUAGGCCGCGGCGAGGCGAGUUCCGCUGGUCCGCUGAGCUCGCCUACGGCUGCAGCAUUGCCAGCCGACGAGGCGGGCACUGCGUCAUGCACAGCGGCUUCGUUUCCCUGCGUCGACCGUGCCCCAGGCUUGGCAGACUCCGUGGAAGGCGCCAGAAGCUCCAGCACCCCUGAGGCCUCCAUACCCUACGCAGAGCCUUCUUCGCCUUCUCCUCUCUCUUCUGGAGCACAUAUAGAAGAGUCUGCCUUGUCAGAGACCGGCAGGAGGCCCGACGAUGCCUCGCCCUCGCGCGAAGGCGACCCCCCUUGGUCGUCACUCUCGGAAGGGCGACCAGGUCACCUAGACGCCGUGGGGUGUGUUUCCGCCGCACACAGUGAAUUGAAUUCAGCGACCCCUGACGCGCGCGCGAGUGAAGGAUCAUCGGAUGGCGUGGAUGCCCCAGUUCGCGACCCUCCUGAAGACACGUGGGGAGACUCUGUGCGGCCAGCUGCGUCUCCGCCUUCGCCGCCCUUGAGCCUUUCGCGUGAAGAGGUGAAGAAGGAGAAGCCUGAAGAGAAAGGAAGCAACGGAGGCGUGCUGGACGUCAGCACCCUUUUUUCUGCAGUUGAGGCGGCUGUCGCGGGUCAGGACCUCUCGUGGGAAUCCCUCCAAGCGGCCGUCUGGAGAGAGAAAGCUGCGAGUCAGGAGAGGCCGAAUGAAAGAGGGAGCUCUGUUGGCAUGCAGAACUCGUCGCCUGUGAAGACCGAAAGGCGAGUCAAGUCGGACCCAGUCGGAGACGAACAGAGAGGAAGAGGGGAGAGAGAGAACUCGAGUGAGCGGAGUGGAGUCCUGUCUUCCGGAGGCCAAAGCGAGGAAAGAGGUGACGCAGGUCGCUCCUGUGAGACUGUGAGAAGCGCCCCUCCGAGGGAACCAAGUGCAGUGUCUGCCUCAACACCUCUCUCGGGUGCUUCGCCCCCGUCUGCCUCGGUCUCCGCGCCCUCCAGCUCUUUCGCUGCGCCCUCGUCUCCGCUGCGUUUUCACACUUCUUCGUCUGCGGCGCACGCCUGCGGCUCGCCUUCGUCCUCUUCUUCCUCUUUCUCUUCGUCCUCCUCGCCGCUGCGCCGCUCUGCGUCGUCUUCUUCGUCCUCCGGCCCCCGCGCCGAUGCUGCCGAGGCGCCGUCCUGCCCAGAGGAAGAAGGCUUUGCGGCCUACUGCCGCCACGCGCGCUCGGAGACGCUUCUCCUCCUCGCGCCGAGCCUCGACGAGCCUGACGCCGCUCUGCGGGAGUGGUGUGAGGCUCCUGCGACGAAAGCCCAGUCCCGCAUUUUCCUUGUCCCCCCGUCCUCCGCUGCAGAGCUCGCUGAGUCGUCUGUGUCUCCGCCCUCCUUCUCAAGACACGGAGCAGCGCCCUGGCGAAAUCCAGCCCACGGAGAGUCCGCGAGCAGCAGCGGCCCCGCGCCACCGGCGUCCAGCGACGGCCGCUGCCCGUGCUGCUCAGAGCCGCAAGCCGACGAGGGCGGAGUCUUCUCUGGAGGUUGGAGCUACGGAGGAUGCCCAACCUGCUUCAGAAACUGGCGGUGCGUCGUGGGGACCGCGAAGCCGCAGCAGUCCGCCACUGCCGCCGCCGCUCCCUCGGCUGCUUGCCCUGGCCGCUGGUAUAUUGGUCUGCGGAAGCCGUUUGAGAAGCGGAAUCUGCUCCAGACCUUUCUGCGGAAGUUCUGCGGCGACUUCUUGCCGUGGAACGCGGCGCGCAGCUGCUUCCUCGCGCCCCUGAGUUUCCUCUACGAACUGGGCAAACUCGGCGCGACUUACGAUUUCCCGAUCGAUGACCGCUUGCUGCAUCUCCUGCAGCGCCAGCUGCGGCUUCUGGCCUCGGCGGCGGGGGCCUCGAGCGCCCCACAGCUCGACGUGGGCGAUGCGUUCGGGGCGGAAGUGCUCCAGACGCGCAACGACUGGGCGCAGUGGCUUGCGGACGAGCUCGAGACCAUCGACGUGGAGGCCGUAGGCAGCGAGGCGUGGCGGCAUCGGCUCAAAGGCGUGCUGCGGAGGUCUCCCUUCUGGGGCUUCCGCAGGCUGUUUGUCGCCGUGCCCUACGCGCUGCGCCCACGCGAGGCAGCCAAGCGCCCCGAGGCUGCCGCAGCCGACUCGAGACUGUUUACGACGACGGUGACGACGACGGGAAGCGUCUGCUACCUCUCGGCUUCGCCGGACUUGGAGACGGGCGGCGGGCGGUUCGAGGCGCUUGUGCGGGAGGCUGCGGAGGGCUUGCCCGCGCUUUCCAGGGCGCGGCGCGAGAAGGCUGGAGACUGCGCGGCGUCGGCGCACUGCUGGGGGGCCGCGGUGAAGAACCGGGCGAGCCGCAAGAUCAGUCUGACGCCAGGGAGGUCGGGGAAGUACUUUCUCAUCGACAGACAGGAUCUGGGGCUGCUGCUGUCGCGUCUGAGCUCUCGGAUGGUGUCGCGGAAGUGGAUCGAUCAGGCGCUGGCGCCGGGCACGCAGCGCGAUGCUCAGGUCCUGCAGACGAUCUGCGGAGGGGCUCGGGACUCGGCGCGUGCCGCACAGCGACGCGCUGGGCUCUCGGAAGAGCGAGAGGAGGCCAGACACGCGAGGCGCGACCGCGAGUCUCGCUGCGAAGAGAACGCGGCGCAAAGCGCCGCAAGCGUGGCGCGCGGAGACGCCGCGGCCUCCAGGGGCUCUUCCUCGCACGCGUCGAGCUCCCUGCUCCGACAGUCGCUGUUCCUGGCGGACAGCGACGAGGAGGAGAAAGAAAACCGCUGCGACAGGAAGAGAAGCGCGCACGACAGAGCGAAGCGGCGCGAGGAGAAGAAAAGAAGGAGGUCAAGAGAGCGAGCGCCCGCGGAGUCGGAUCAGGACCGAGACUCCCCCGAACGAACUGUCGCACUUGCCCACGACGACGUCAGAGUAAUGCUGUUCACUGCCGUGGGAAAAACGGAAGAGUCAACAAAAAAACUCGAAGAUGAACUCGAAGUCCUUCUAAGCAAAGUGAGGCCGCCGCGUGCGACUUGGGACGCUGACGGGCGAGUCUCUUCGAACGGCCCUGGCACCGGCGGCCUGCGCCUCGUCCGGCGGCCUGGCGGCGCGGCUGAGUGGUCAUGCGUCGCCUUCCUCGUCGUACCAAAUCUGCCCCCGAAGCUGAAAAAGAAAGACGACAGAUCUUCUGAGAAGCACCGCGCGCCCGCCAGCGACCUGUGGAUCGACUUCUACAACCCGAAGCUGCUCUGCGGCCUGGUGGGCUGCGCCGUUCUAAUUGAGCGGCGCGUGCUCGACCAAGUGGAGAAGAGGCAGGCCUGGCCUAGCGACGGCACGCCUGCGAAAGCCGAGCUGGACAAACUUGUCGCGAAGUCGGAGGCGUCCAUCGGAGCUGCGCUGGGCUCGUCCUUCCUCACUGCAGACAUGCGAGAGCGGAAUGCCGAAGGCGGCCUGUUCAGAGACUACCGCUUCUACGUCUCCGGCGAUCGCGACAGCAAGGAACACAGGCUGUGCCGGCUGCUCAUCGAGCUCGGUAACGGGACGUUCGAGACGCGGCUCAAGGUCACCGACUACGUGGUCUUCUGCGACCAGUCCGAGAAGGACAUCGUGCACGCAGUGCAAAAGCUGCAACAACGAGGAGAGGUCAAGGUCCAAAACACGCUCGGCGACCGGCACACGAACCCCGUGACACCCAAGUUCAUCUACGACUGCAUCCUCGGCUGGGCGGUGACCUGCCCUAGCCGCGAGCGAGGCCACGUCCCCUUCUCGAAGUCGUCCGGCCGCGCCUAG
Messenger RNA from Besnoitia besnoiti, 6216 nucleotides. RefSeq lists its product as uncharacterized. The transcript is spliced from 7 exons. The record is from RefSeq and is a predicted model, not a curated record. Lineage: Eukaryota; Apicomplexa; Conoidasida; Eucoccidiorida; Sarcocystidae. Bases 1 to 6216 code for a protein of 2071 amino acids.